Didymodactylos carnosus is the source of this 2946-nucleotide messenger RNA. Lineage: Eukaryota; Metazoa; Rotifera; Eurotatoria; Philodinida; Philodinidae. The record is from the annotation of a GenBank genome assembly.
GUGACCGACAGUUCGAGCAGCAUAGCGGCGACCUAUGAAAAAAUCUAGUAUUUGAUUCAUAAAACCUGCUGCCAGGCUUCAUUAAGUUUCUUAUUAACAGAUAUUGUAGAGCUUUUCAUGGCGCAUCGAAUGAGGUAUGAAUGAUUGGAGAUCAACUUUAGUUUCAGAGAAGAAAGUGAAAAGAAGUUCGCUUAGUAUAGCCUUGACCUAUCGCAAAGUCUAGUAUUAAAUUCAUAAAACAUGCUGUCAGGCUUCGUUAAGUGUACUAUUAACACAUAUUGUAGAGCUUUUCAAGACGCAUCGAAUGAUGUAUGAAUUAUUAGAGAUCAUCUUUAGUUUCAUAGAGAAAAGUAACCGAUGGUUCGAGUAGCAUAGCGGCGAUUUAUGAAAAAAUCUAGUAUCUGAUACAUAGCGGCCGCUGCCAAGCUUCGUUAAGUUUCUUAUUAACACAUGUUGUAGAGCUUUUCAUGGCGCAUCGAAUGAUGUAUUGCGCUGGACUUAAUCUAGUAUGGUUACUGAGAAAUGUUGAUUUUACAGUCAUACUGUUCCUUGAUUUCAAGUAGAUAAGCGUUCGGAAGGGUCGAAAUUAUCGAAUAUGAUAAUCGGAUGUGAUUCUGAUGAGGUUGAGACCGAUCAGAGGGGUUAUUGUUAGUGGGCCGAUUACCGUUCUUAUGCGUACUUAGCCUUUCAUCAGAGUUAACACGAAUUUCAGAGAAUCUUUUUAAAGGCAUUAAUAGCCGCGGAGAGAACAAGAAAAGCACAUGAUCUCUCAUAGAGUACAAGACCGAUUACCGAUCUUAUGCGUACUUCACCUUUUCUUAGCACUACCUGAUGCUUUGAUCUUAUUUUUAUCGCUGAUGCUUAUGAGUUAGCACAUUUCACCUUUCUGCAUCAUGUCCUGGAAGUGAAAGCCUGAUAAAACAUCUUACAAUAACUAGAUAACUGCAGGUCUUUAAGAUACAAAUAUCGAGAAAGAAAACUAUAAAUAACUUUUCGGAAAAGCGAAGAACAGCCAGGGAGCUUUACGCUUCAAAUUUGUCUAAGAUCAAAUGUCGAUCUAGAGAACUAAAAUCAAUACUCAGCAAUUAAUUCAAAGUAAAGUUUUUGUAUUGCGGAAGUGAAAAUCUAUUCCACCUAACUACCUAAAGGAAAUUUUUUUUCAGGGUAUUUACUGUAUGAUAAAAUAUAUGAAUAAAAAUCUGUACAGGAUAUUUUAGUUAGCUUCAUCCUCAUCGUUUCAUUCAGCCCACUCAAUAAUUUGACAUAGUCUUUAACGUCAGCACUCAUGAAGCUGGAAUAACAGAUAAAUUAAACGCAAUUCACAGAGUAGAUAUUCACACGUUGCAAAUAGCUGAAAUCUAAUCGACACCUUUACUAAAUCUUCUUUUUAAAUAAAUCUUAAGAAAAUCUUUAUGAACUUUUUGCUAAAUUCUUUCGCCGUUUGAUUUUUCUGCUUCUGUUCUUAUGUAAGAAAUAUCGUUCGCAGUACACGAUUCACAGGUUCGAUUUACACCAUGUUUGAAUCCAUGGCUGUUCAGACAGUUCAAACAGUUAUGAUGCUGUUUCUACGAUAUUCUAGAGCUCAUAGCUUUUGUACUGUUUGUGCAAUAUCGUAGAGCUUUACCAGUAGUGGCAUGGUCAAAAGACACAGUUCAAGAUUUCCUCAAGAUCUUGCGCUGAAAUCGGAAUUCUGGCUAACGCUAAUGCACUCUAUCACUCAGAAAUUUUCCCAAAUCUUAUCAAGAUCUGACUCGCAUUUGUCCCAGACAGAGUCUGCGACAAAUUUGCCGACAAUCUUGAUCUUCAGUAUCAUCCUAAUAUCUUGUCAAAUCUUGAUAAAUGUGCAUAAGACCUUCGAUUAACCGAGCAGAAAUUGAUGGAGCCUUUAAAGUUUUAUUAAGAUCAGCAUUCAGGAUCUUUUAUCUAGGAUAUAGGAUGCAUAUCGACCAAAAGUACAUUUUAUGUCUCGCCUAACUGUUUACUAAGAGAAAAAAGAGAUUUGCUCGAAUGAAAUUUCCUCGAAAGCGAUAUUCUCGAAAAUAAUUUCUUUGAAUGAAGUUUGCUCGAACAGAACUUCAUCAAAUGGAAACCUCCUCGAAUUUUCCAAACAGAAAUUAUCAAUAUUAUUUACAGUGUAUAGUACCUCCCUAAAUUUUCGGUUAUACAUGUUUGUACCGGUUUAUAAGACAAAAUAAGACUACAAUUCAUUUUAAAAGUCACUUUGAUACAUUGAUACAAAGACUAGAAAUAAGUAGUGAUAAGCGAUGAUCAAAAGGAAAACAGAUGACAAAAUAGCUAAAAUAAUCAAUUAUUAGAAUUAAUUAAGAUUUAGUUAAUUAAUAGAUUUCUAAAAAUAGAAUAAAAAAAGAAAUCAACGAAGAGACCGCAUGAUAAUCACACCUUAGACAAUGCGAUAUAUAAAUCUCUGUACAUUUAUACAUUUUACAGUUGAAACAAUCUAUUUUUACUAUAAACAUGGCAACUUUUUCUACAACUUCUAAAUCAAAACGCUUACUGAUUCAUGCUGGAUUUUCUUAUAUUCGCGGCAAAACGCAUAGCACCAAAAUUUGUUGGAAAUGUGAAGUAUCUCGCGAUUCAAAGAUUAAAAGUGAAGCUCGUAUUCAUACAGAUUUACUUAAUACCGUUAUUUUUGUGAACAAUAAAUCACAUUUACAUUCUGCAAAUGCUAUUAAGCUUGAAGUUCGUAAACGUUAUGAAGAUCUUCGUUAUCAUGCAAUAAACAGCAACGAACCACCAGCCAAUAUCGUUACAAAUUCAUUCAAAAAUUAUAAACAGAAGAAUGUAGCUGUAAAUGCCGGCCAAGAAGCAAAAGUUCAACAGAAACGUAAUGUCGAUCAUAAUAAACGUUUAAUAAAUCGAAUUAAUUAUUCUCAUCCCAAUAUAGAACAACAAAUAGCUGCUAUAACUCAUAAUAUCCAUUUAUAA